This is a messenger RNA of Oncorhynchus masou masou (cherry salmon), 3104 nucleotides long. RefSeq names its product C-terminal-binding protein 2. Gene Ontology annotation, biological process: regulation of transcription by RNA polymerase II. NCBI's taxonomy places the organism in Eukaryota, Metazoa, Chordata, Actinopteri, Salmoniformes, Salmonidae. The record is from RefSeq and is a predicted model, not a curated record. The transcript is spliced from 11 exons. Gene Ontology annotation, cellular component: nucleus. Gene Ontology annotation, molecular function: transcription coregulator binding; transcription corepressor activity; transcription coactivator activity. Bases 355 to 1689 code for a protein of 444 amino acids.
CCCUCCCAAAACAGUGCACUGGUACCUCUCACUCUGCCCGUCACGUUGUGUACGGCGGCCUGACCCCCCAUGAACCUGCGACUUCCUCUUUCUCAGAUUUCAUGGCGAUCGGGAGAGAGGGAAGACCACCGACGCACGCAAACUGUCCAGACACCUCAACACGACUGAAAGACAUUUCUUAGGUGAGAUCUGAACAGACGUUGUGAGUUGCAGACAGAACAGACACUGAGUGGAUUCUCCUGCUGGUGUUGCUCAGUGGGUAGUAGUGGUUUCUCGUGCUGGUGUCCUGUUGAAGAGCCUCCUUAGUGCUCUGUGCUGUUGUCUUGCUGUGUCCUGGGUUAGGACUGCCAGCCUAUGGCUCUAAUGGACAAGCACAAAGUCAAGCGGCAGAGACUUGACCGCAUCUGUGAGGGCAUCCGCCCCCCCAUCCUGAACGGGCCCAUGCACCCCCGGCCCCUGGUGGCCCUGCUGGACGGGCGUGACUGCACCAUAGAGAUGCCCAUCCUCAAGGACGUGGCCACUGUGGCCUUCUGUGAUGCCCAGUCCACCCAGGAGAUCCAUGAGAAGGUGUUGAACGAGGCGGUGGGGGCUCUGCUCUACCAUACCAUCACUCUCUCUCGAGACGACCUGGACAAGUUCAAAGGCCUCCGAGUCAUCGUCAGGAUCGGCAGCGGCUAUGACAACGUCGACAUCAAAGCCGCAGCUGAGCUGGGCAUCGCGGUGUGUAACGUGCCGGCGUCGUCGGUGGAGGAGACGGCCGACACAUCCUUGUGUCUGAUCCUAAACCUGUACCGUCGGGUCACCUGGAUGCACCAGGCCCUGAGGGAGGGCACCAGGGCCUCCAGCGUGGAGCAGAUCAGGGAGGUAGCCGGCGACGCUGCCCGCAUCCGGGGGGAGACGCUGGGCAUCAUCGGCCUGGGUCGUGUGGGCCAGGCGGUGGCUCUGCGGGCCAAGGCGUUUGGUUUCGGGGUGAUCUUCUACGACCCAUACCUGCCUGAUGGUGUGGAGCGCUCCCUGGGCCUGCAGAGGAUGGCUACCCUCCAGGACCUGCUCAUCCACUCUGACUGUGUCUCUCUACACUGCAGCCUCAACGAACACAACCACCACCUCAUCAAUGACUUCACCAUCAAACAGAUGCGUCAGGGAGCGUUCCUGGUGAACUCUGCGCGGGGGGGUCUGGUGGAUGAGAAGGCUCUGGCUCAGGCCCUGAAGGAAGGACGUAUACGAGGAGCCGCGCUGGACGUCCACGAGACAGAGCCCUUCAGUUUCUCACAGGGCCCCCUGAAAGAUGCUCCCAACCUCAUCUGUACCCCCCACACCUCCUGGUACAGUGAGCAGGCCUCCAUCGAGGCCAGAGAGGAGGCAGCCAGGGAGGUGCGCCGUGCCAUCACUGGUCGUAUUCCAGACAGUCUGAAGAACUGUGUGAAUAAGGAGUAUCUGAUGGCAGCGUCACAGUGGCCCAGUAUGGAGGUUGCGACAGUCCACCCCGAACUCAACAUAGCCUCAGCAUACAGGUUUCCUGCAGGUCUGAUAAGUGUGGCAGCAGGGGGUUUGACAGGGGCAGGUGCAGGGGUAGAGGCUCUGGCCCUGGCUCACGCCAUCGCCCCUGUGUCCCAUCCCCCCCAUGCCCCAUCGCCAGGGCAACCCAGCAAGGCUGAGGCAGACAGAGACAUCUCCUCUGACCAAUAGCACCCCAACAUUCCUCCAUCACCCCUGGAAACCAACAACCCACCCCCUCCCACCAUUUUCAUCAUUACCACCAACCCUCCUCACCGACCUCAGGCAGAUUUACACUGGGGUCCCGGUUUGAUCCGGUUUCAGCUGGAUCCUUCAAAACACAGUACCAGUCCAGGAGUGAUCCGCCCGUCCACAACAUGCCCCCUCUCCCCCUCCGGAACCCCUUCCUCGGACCUCCCUCAACCCCUCCCCCUUACCUCCAUAUCCCUCCACACCAACACACCUUCAGCAAUAACUCUCUUCUCAAGGAUUCAAUAAUUGGAUUGGUAUAUUUCUUGAGUUGUAUUUUUAUUUUUUAUUUUUUUUGGUUAAAGCUAUUUUUUUUUUUGCUGUUGAUCUGUUAUGAUUGUAGGUGUUUUUGUUUUGAGUAGCAUCUCUGCAGUGAGGCUGGACCGUGAGGCUAGCUGUUUUCUCCCUGGUUUUUUUGAUCAGUGAGAGAGGAGUGAAGGUUUGGCCCAUCUCGCUCUCUCUCUGAUGUCUCUCUCGCUCUCUGACAUCUCUCUCUGACGUCUCUCUCGCUCUCUGACAUCUCUCUCUGACGUCUCUCUCGCUCUCUGACAUCUCUCUCUGACGUCUCUCUCGCUCUCUGACAUCUCUCUCUGACGUCUCUCUCGCUCUCUGACAUCUCUCUCUGACGUCUCUCUCGCUCUCUGACAUCUCUCUCUGACGUCUCUCUCGCUCUCUGACAUCUCUCUCUGACGUCUCUCUCGCUCUCUGACGUCUCUCUCACUCUCUGACGUCUCUCUCGCUCUCUGACGUCUCUCUCGCUCUCUGACGUCUCUCUCGCUCUCUGACGUCUCUCUCACUCUCUGACAUCUCUCUCUGACGUCUCUCUCGCUCUCUGACAUCUCUCUCUCUCUGACAUCUCUCUCUCUCUGACCUCCCUCUCUGUCUGUCUGUCUCGCUCUCUCUCUCUCUCUCUCUCUGACCUCCCUCUCUGUCUCUCUCACUCUCUCUCUCUCUCUCUCUCUCUCUCUCUCAUUUAAGAUAAUAUGGAAAAUGUGUACAACAAUAAGACAACACGACACCAAGCUUCUAUUGGCCGAUUCCUAGCCUGAUCCAAGAUAUGUAUCUGAAGACAAAGCUAGCUUUAGCCAAGUUAUCUAAAGCUAAUCAGAUCUGGGACCAGGCUAUCUGAUUCCUUGUCUGUCUGUCUGUUGGCUAGUGUAGGGAUGAAUAAUGUCAGUGUGGAGCUGAAACCUUAACGAAGCAUGUUAAAUCUGUCUCCACUGCCUCUGCUGCGUCAGACCCUUUCGGUCUGUCUCUCUUCUUCUUAAGAUGGUGAAACCUCUCCUUUGGCAGGCGAUAACUCGCUUCCCUGUUUUUACGUCCCCUUUUUAUGAUGUAAUAAAGGCUCCUUUUUUCCC